This is a messenger RNA of Anastrepha obliqua, 1411 nucleotides long. It is a transcript of the gene Xpac, whose product is annotated as DNA repair protein complementing XP-A cells homolog. The coding region runs from base 264 to 1103 and encodes 279 amino acids. Lineage: Eukaryota; Metazoa; Arthropoda; Insecta; Diptera; Tephritidae. The transcript has 3 exons. Gene Ontology annotation, cellular component: nucleotide-excision repair factor 1 complex. The record is from RefSeq and is a predicted model, not a curated record. Gene Ontology annotation, biological process: base-excision repair; UV-damage excision repair; nucleotide-excision repair, DNA damage recognition. Gene Ontology annotation, molecular function: damaged DNA binding.
UAUAAAACGUUCAAACGUUUGCGCAAAAUUAAAAGAAUCGUCUGGAUCUAAAUUAGUUGUAAUUUUUGUAUCAUAGCAGAAUUUUAAAAAUUGCUUGUCAAAGACCAAACUGACAAUUUAUGGCAGACAAUAUUAUCAAGUCAUAAGCACUGAUAUUUAUUGCCCUUCAAGUGCAAUGAGUGGUCUCCAUUGACAAUGUGUGCUAAUAACGUAGUAAGAAGAAGAGAGCUACAUAUAUAAACAAACUUAGAUUAACGGACGGAAUGUCGAGCACCGGUCGUGUUUUUACUGAAGCGGAAAAAGCGCGCAUGGAGCGCAACCGCAUCAAGGCUCUUCACCUUAGACAAGCUAAAUUAGUUGCACACCCCUAUCAAAAAAAAAAUGUUAACUCGGCAGACGGCGAAGAAUCUGUAAUUAAAGUACAAGGCACAAAAUAUAUUGACAGUGGUGGAGGCUUUUUGUUAGAGCAACCGGUUAUUUCAACUAAUGGGCAGGCCAUCACGGCAGGAAAGGAAAUAAGUGAUUCUAAUACCGAAGCCGCAAAAGUUUUAAAUGAUGCCCUUUCCAUACCAGUCACCUUUGAGGAAUGUCUAGAUUGUGGAGAUGCCUUCGUUGAAUCGUAUCUAUUCAGCAACUUUGGUCAUGCUGUUUGUGACAAAUGCCGUGACCAGGAUGGGCGUCAUGCAUUAAUCACCCGGACUGAGGCUAAAGCAGAGUAUUUGUUGAAGGAUUGCGAUUUUGAUCGACGUGAACCCCCCUUGCGCUAUAUUAGCCGAAAGAAUCCGCAUAAUGUACGAUGGGGCGAAAUGAAACUUUACCUUUUGUUGCAAGUCGAGAGACGUGCAAUGGAAGUUUGGGGAAGCGAAGAGGAGCUGAGUCGCCAACACGAAUUGCUUGAGGAAAAACGUGAGGUGACAAAGGUGAAGAAGUACAACAAACAAAUGAAGCAGUUACGCAUGGAAAUGCGAAGUAGCUUGUUUACGAAAGAAACCAAGUCAACGCAUGAACAUGAAUUUGGAGCCGACACUUACAACGAAGAAGAUGAUAACUACACGCACACAUGUCUAAAAUGUCCCUACACUGAAACCUAUGAAAAAAUGUAACUCCAAUACAAUACCUCAAUGCAAUCAUUUGGGAAUCCAUACAAUGAGGCACAGGUUUAUAUGCAGGACAUUUUCUAAGACCAUAAAAUAUUGAAGUGUGUGAUAACGCGACGAUAUAUGUAUUCCACAAAACAUGGAUUCUACCCAUGCAGCAAUUUGUGUAAUUUUAAUUUACAUUCAUCAGAGAAGUCAACUGUUGUUUAACUAACUAUUUGAAUAACCUUAGUAGGCUGAUCUACAAUAAGCGGCUAUAUAAGGCUUCUUAACAUGUGUUAGCACUUAAGUAUUACAAAAAAAAAAAAAUAUCU